Diaporthe batatas is the source of this 1644-nucleotide messenger RNA. RefSeq lists its product as uncharacterized. NCBI's taxonomy places the organism in Eukaryota, Fungi, Ascomycota, Sordariomycetes, Diaporthales, Diaporthaceae. The coding region runs from base 1 to 1644 and encodes 547 amino acids. The record is from RefSeq and is a predicted model, not a curated record. The transcript is spliced from 3 exons. Gene Ontology annotation, molecular function: oxidoreductase activity, acting on paired donors, with incorporation or reduction of molecular oxygen; heme binding; iron ion binding.
AUGCCGAAUAAGCUCUUUGGUCACCUCUACAUAGCACUGGAGUUGAGGAGACUUUUCCCGACAGGGUGUCAUGGCCAGAUAUAUGCAGAAUACAUUCGAAUCAAGUAUUGCCUACCGUCCGUCUUCUACGUGGAUUGGCGACCUCUGGGCCCGUUGCUCCUUUGUAUUGCUGAUCCUGAAGUAGCCGCCCAGCCUGCAGUCACGACAUUAACACAGACUAAAGACGGCACAGUGAAAAAUAUUAUGAAGCGAAUCCUCGGAAAUCAGAACAUCAUCACUGCGCACGGUGCUGAAUGGCGAGCACUUAGAAAUCUGUUCAGUCCUGCUUUCCAGCCACAACACCUGAUACCGCUCACAGAUUCGGUGGUUGACUCGUGUCUCACUUUUUGUGACAUCUUGAGCGAGAAAGCCAAAAGCAACGACAUAUUCAGACUAAACGACACUACGCUUAGGGCCACUGUCGAGAUGAUAUGUGGAGUCAUCUUUGGCACCGACAUCGCCUGUCAGACGACAAUGCAUCCGAUGACGAGGCUGUUUCUCGAAAGAAUUGAGAUGAUGCCGAAUGCUUUUUUCCUGUGGGAAGAUUUCAGACCGCUUCGUCGGCUGAAAUUGGCGAUCAAUAAGGGGAGGCUGGACGCAUCCAUCAAUCAUGAAAUCGAUGCCUAUCUUGCCCGACGGCGUGCUGAGAAAGACAGUUGUUUUAACCAACCACCUACCUCACGGAAAUUCUAUGGAAAGGACGGCACAAGAUCCAUCAUCCAAUUGACCCUCAAUACAUUUGAGAAGGAGAGAAAUAUCCUCAUAACAGAUCCCGCAGAGAUGCCGGAUUCACUGCGAGUCGACGUCGUGGACUCAGUGAAGGCCAUUAUCUUUGCAGGUUACGAUGCGACGGGGGCCACUCUCUGUUGGAUUUUUUACCUGUUGCAUCGGUACCCACGCGUGCAAGCUAAGCUCAAACAAGAGCUUGAUGCCGUCUUCCCUGACUCGCCCGAGGGUACGGCUGCGGCAAUCAAGGCGGACCACUUCAUCAUCGGGAACCUGCCAUACACGUCAGCUGUCAUCAAAGAAACGCUGCGCCUGUUCCCGCCAGCCAGUGGUCUGCGAGCUGGAGGACAGCAGACUGAAACGCUGACGGACCCAAGAACGGGCGAAAGGUUCCCAAUGUGGCCGCAUUGUGCAGUCUGGCCAUGCGCACACAUGAUACAUCGGAACACGCGUUUCUACCCCGAACCUCUGCAGUUCAUUCCCGAAAGGUGGCUGCGAGCCGAGACACCUUUCCCAGAGUCUGAGCUGCUAACAUCCCCUGCCGGGAAGCUCGCUUUCCGUGCUUUUGGCCGAGGCCCUAGGGCCUGCAUCGGUCUUGAGCUGGCCAUGAUGCAGAUGCGAGUGGUGAUCGCCCUGACAGCGCGCCAAUUUGACUUCGUUCCUGAAUAUCCGGGCGAAAUGCCCGAUCCACAAUACCCAACACCAAACAGUUUAGUCGAUGAGGUGAGCGAGCUGAAUGACUACGGCAGGGGCAUCCGAGAAAAGAAGGUAAAAAGAGACCACAUUGAGGGCCAUAGGAUGUAUAUGCAGCUGGUGAUGAUCGGUAAACCCACUGGUGGAGCCCCAGGCCGCGUGUAUCUUAGAAAUAGUUCAACAUGA